Messenger RNA from Musa acuminata AAA Group (dessert banana), 1752 nucleotides. Its product is annotated as flavonoid 3',5'-hydroxylase 2. The record is from RefSeq and is a predicted model, not a curated record. The coding region runs from base 111 to 1634 and encodes 507 amino acids. NCBI's taxonomy places the organism in Eukaryota, Viridiplantae, Streptophyta, Magnoliopsida, Zingiberales, Musaceae. Gene Ontology annotation, molecular function: monooxygenase activity; oxidoreductase activity, acting on paired donors, with incorporation or reduction of molecular oxygen; iron ion binding. The transcript has 2 exons.
GUGAGAUCCCAUUGUGUGCACUUCUCUCUAUAAAUCUGCAAGACAACACCCAACCACCGGUCUCUCCUCUCAUUCUGUCCACUUAGUAGACGCACCACCGGCGCAUCUCCAUGGCUCUCGAUAUUGUUCUCGUCGCCGGCAUCCUCUUGAGCGUCCUUGUCCACCUUCUCCUCCGCCGCAGACUCCAAUCCAUCCGCCGGCUCCCGCUCCCUCCUGGUCCAGCGGGCAUCCCAAUCCUCGGCUCGCUACCGCAGAUCGGCCCCAUGCCCCACGCCUCGCUCGCUAGCCUCGCCGUACGUUACGGCCCCAUUAUGUACCUCAAGAUGGGCACCGGAGGGGUCGUGGUCGCCUCCUCCGCCAGUUCUGCCAGCUCCUUUCUCAAGGGCCUCGACCUUCAGUUCGCCAACCGCCCCUUCGCCAUCAGCCGGAAGGACGUCACCUACGACUGCCAGAACUUCGUGUUCGCCAACUACGGGCCUCGCUGGAAGCUCUUCCGCAAGCUCUGUAACCUCCACUUCCUAGGCAGCAAGGCGCUGGCCGACUGGGCACCGAUUCGCCGCGACGAGAUCGGUCGCGUCCUCCGCUCCAUGCUCGAGUCGAGCCGGAACUCGCGGCCGGUGGCGGUGGCGGUGUCGGAGGCACUGGUGUGCGCCAACGCCAACAUCAUCGGGCAGGUGCUGCUUUCGCGGCGGGUGUUCGAAUCGCAGGGGGAGGAGUCGAACCAGUUCAAGGACGCGAUCACGGAGCUGCUGACGUGGUCGGGGAAGUUCAACAUCGGCGACUUCGUGCCGGCGAUCGCGUGGAUGGACGUGCAGGGGGUGCAGCGGCACAUGCGUCAGCUGCAUAUCAAGAUAGACGCUCUGAUCACGGCUCUCUUGGCGGAGCACGAGGCGACGGCGCACGAGCGCAAGGGGAGGCCGGACGUGGUGGAUCUUGUGAUGGCCAACAGAGUGGACGCCGAUGGCGUGUCGCUUUCUGACGUCAACAUCAAGGCCUUUAUCUCUGAUAUGUUUAUCGCCGGAACUGAUACAUCCUCCGUCAUAAUCGAGUGGGCGCUCGCAGAAAUGCUAAGGAAGCCAACCAUCCUGCAGCGAGCUCAAGAUGAGAUGGACAGAGUAAUCGGGAAGACCCGUAGGCUUGAAGAGUCUGACAUACCAAAUCUUCCCUUCCUACGGGCCAUAUCCAAAGAGGUGUUACGAUUGCACCCUUCGACGCCGCUGAGCCUUCCACACUACACGCCCGAAGCAUGUGAGGUGGACGGCUACUACAUCCCCAAAGGCACACGUCUUCUGGUCAACAUAUGGGCCAUCGGAAGAGAUCCCAAUGUGUGGGAAGAUCCACUGGAGUUUAAACCAGAGAGGUUCUUGAGCGGUAGGAACGCCAACAUCGAGCCACUGGGUCACGACUUCGAGUUGAUUCCAUUCGGUGCUGGGCGAAGGAUCUGCGUGGGGAUGCAUGCAGGACUGCUCAUGGUACAGUACGUGCUGGGGACUUUGGUGCACUCGUUCAACUGGAAGCUUGUCGAUGACAUCCAAGUGCUGGACAUGGAGGAGAAGUUUGGGUUGGUGCUCCCAAAGAAGGUGUCCCUUAAGGCGAUAGUUAGCCCACGCCUCGUGGGAAGUGCCUAUAUGUGAUGUGGGCAAAGAAGUAGAAGAGCCUAUCAUGGGAUAUAUGCAUGCAUGUAUGAGAACCUGGUUUAUUUCUUAGGAUGGAUAUCUAUAUUGUAAAUAAAUGGAUACAGUACUUUCUUUA